AUGCCCAAAGUCCUGGUAUCAGAUCCCAUCGGCCCCGAGGGUGUUUCCCUGUUGGAAACAGGGGCAGAAGUUGACGUGAAGACGGGCAUGAAGCCCGCAGAGUUGCUGGAAACCGUGGGCGGCUACCAUGCCCUGGUGGUUCGCAGCGAGACCAAGGUUAAUAGAGAGGUUAUCGCAGCAGGAAAGAACCUGCAGGUCAUCGCCCGCGCUGGCAUCGGCGUGGACAACAUCGAUCUCGACGCAGCCACCGGCGCUGGCAUUGCUGUGGUCAACGCACCCACGGGCAAUACUGUGGCGGCGGCUGAACACACGAUGGCGCUGAUGCUGGCCCUGGCCCGCAACGUUCCCGGCGCGCACCACUCGCUGCAGUCGGGCGAGUGGAAGCGCAGCGCCUUCAUGGGCGUGGAGGUGCGCGACAAGACCCUCGGCAUCUGCGGCCUUGGCCGGGUGGGGACCGAGGUAGCCCGGCGAGCACAGGCCUUCGGGAUGCGGCUCGUGGGCUACGACCCGUUCGUUGCGCCCGAAUAUGCCAGACGUAUUGGCGUGGACCUGUUGUCCCUGGAUGACCUGCUGGCCGAAUCGGACUUCGUUACCCUGCAUACGCCCUUGACCGAGGGCACGCGCGGCAUGCUGGGAAUGAGGCAAAUUGAAACAAUUAAACCCGGAGCCCGCGUCAUCAACGUGGCGCGUGGCGAGUUGGUGGACGAGGCUGCGCUGCUGGCCGGAUUAGAAUCGGGACGCCUGAGCGGAGUGGCGCUGGACGUAUUCAGCAAAGAGCCGCCGGAACGCGGGCCACUGGUGGAGCACCCGAGGGCCAUAGUUACGCCGCACCUGGGGGCCUCCACGCGGGAGGCACAGCGAGAGGUCGCCAUCGAAGCGGCGGAACAAGUACUGGCCGUGCUCAGAGGCGAGCCUGCCCGGAACACCGUGAACGCCCCCUUCGUCGCGCCCGAAGUGCACGAGGUGCUGGCCCCGUUUGUUCCGGCUGCUUCGGUUGUCGGCAAGCUAUUGGGCUUCCUCUCGGAGGGGCAGAUCACCGGCAUCACGGUCAGCUACGAAGGCGAGAUCGCGCAGCACGACUGCCGGAUGCUGCAAGCUGCGGUGCUGGCAGGCUUGUUGGCUCCGGUCAGCACGGUCAACGUCAACCUGAUCAACGCUCCGGUGCUGGCGCGAGAGCGGGGGUGGAGCGUGACCGAUCAGAGCAACCGGGUCUCGAGAGAAUAUGCCAGCCUCAUCUCGGCUACGCUGCAGACAGCCAACGGCAGCCUGUCACUAUCCGCGACUUCCAUGCGGGACGAGACUCACAUUGUGAAGUUCAACGACUACUGGAUGGACAUCGUUCCCAACACUCCCUACCUGCUCUUCGUAGACAACCGCGACCAACCCGGCUCCAUCGGCGCUGUUGGGACAAUCGCGGGACGGCACAACAUCAACAUCAGCUUUAUGGGGGUGGGUCGGAUACAGCUUCGUGGCCAAGCAAUGAUGGUCAUCGGCCUCGACGAUCCGGUGCCGUCCCACGUAAUGGACGAGAUCAGGGCCCUUUCCCACAUCGCAAACGCCAGGGUGGCCACCCUGGCCGGGUAA
This is a messenger RNA of Geodia barretti, 1584 nucleotides long. The record is from the annotation of a GenBank genome assembly. Lineage: Eukaryota; Metazoa; Porifera; Demospongiae; Tetractinellida; Geodiidae.